UUCAAACCAUAAUCUUUCACUGUUAGUACUAGUGAUAAGAGAGUGGAUUCUAAAUUUGCUGGUCUUGUGACCAAAGCAGCAAGAGGAUUCAAAAAUGAAAAUCUGGCAACCCCAACAUUAUCUUGACUUUCUACUUAAAUCUCAGGGAGAUUUUUUUUUUUUAAAGCCCCAUUCCAUCUCACACUCAGUGUCUGUCAGCCUGCCUCCCCCCACCCUUUUUCACCUCAAUUCCGACAAGAACAUUUCUACACUCUGCAGAGAAAUUCUAAGGCUCCUGUUAAGAGCUGAAACCACUGACAUGCCAAAAAUCUCUUGUGCGGCAGAAUUGGACAAGGAAAUUGGGGAAUAAGCAGAAAAACCCUAAUCCUUAGAGUAACCAGAAGCAAGCACUUCCAAACAUUUUAGAUUUUUACCUCUUUAAAAACGGUGGUUCCCCCCGCCCCCGUCUCCUAACAAAAUGGAGUAGCUGCAGCUACUGGAAGGCCAGAGAAUGAUUGUGCAGCUGAGUCCUCUUGCUAACGAAUGCCAAGGAUUUCCUCCCUCGAGGUUUGCUGCUGCUAAAUGAAACAAUUAUCAACGCUAGAAGGCAGUUUACUAAUCAAGAGGGAUAAGACUGCUGUUUCUUUAAAGUGCCCGAAUAGGGAAGGGGGGAAGAAAGGGUCGUGAGCGGUGUCUUUUUAACCUUGCUGAAGGACGCAGCAGUAUUUAUUGACGUAUGCAAAUAACUAGGGAGGGUGGUGCUUGGGAAAAAACAGGAACCAGAAUCAGUUUCUCAUUGCAGGGUGAACGCUCUGAGUUCCGGUGAAGGGAAAAGAGACGUGGCGAAAUUGCUGUCUUUCUGUCUUAAAGCACAUCUCUCACUAAUACAGAAAAGGAACCAAGACAUCAGAAAGGCUGCGCAAACCAUGCAGGAUGAUUUACUGAUGGACAAAAGCAAAACCCAGCCCCAGCCCCAGCAGCAGCGGCAGCAGCAGCAGCAGCAGCAGCAGCCCCAGCCCGAGCCCAGCGCAGCCGAAGCCCCGUCCACGCCCCUCUCCUCAGAGACCCCCAAGCCGGAGGACAGCAGCGCAGUGCCGGCCCUUAGCCCCGCAGCGGCCCAGCCGGCCCCCAACGGGCCCGACAAGAUGCAGAUGGAAUCACCGCUCCUGCCGGGCUUGAGUUUCCACCAGCCCCCGCAGCAGCCGCCGCCGCCGCAGCAGGAGCCCGCUGCGCCGGGUGCGUCGCUGUCGCCGUCCUUCGGCAGCACCUGGUCCACGGGCACCACGAACGCGGUGGAGGACAGCUUCUUCCAGGGGAUCACCCCAGUCAACGGGACCAUGCUCUUCCAGAACUUCCCGCACCACGUCAACCCAGUCUUCGGAGGCACCUUCUCCCCGCAGAUCGGCCUGGCGCAGACCCAGCACCACCAGCAGCCACCGCCGCCCGCGCCGCAGCCAGCGCAGCCCGCGCAGCCCCCGCAGGCGCAGCCUCCGCAGCAGCGCCGGUCGCCCGCCAGCCCCAGCCAGGCGCCCUACGCGCAGAGGAGCGCCGCCGCGGCGUACGGCCACCAGCCCAUCAUGACCAGCAAGCCGUCCUCGUCCUCGGCUGCAGCAGCCGCCGCAGCCGCAGCCGCCGCCUCAUCUGCCUCGUCCAGCUGGAACACGCACCAGAGCGUGAACGCCGCCUGGAGCGCGCCGUCCAACCCGUGGGGCGGCCUGCAGGCAGGCCGGGACCCUCGCAGGGCGGUCGGCGUGGGCGUGGGCGUGGGCGUCGGGGUGCCUUCUCCGCUCAACCCCAUUUCGCCGCUCAAAAAGCCCUUCUCCAGCAAUGUGAUCGCGCCGCCCAAGUUCCCCCGUGCGGCCCCGCUGACCUCCAAGUCCUGGAUGGAGGAUAACGCUUUCCGGACGGAUAAUGGUAACAAUCUGUUGCCAUUUCAGGACCGGAGUAGGCCCUAUGACACUUUUAACUUGCACUCGUUGGAGAACUCCUUAAUGGAUAUGAUCAGGACUGAUCAUGAGCCUCUGAAAGGUAAACACUACCCUCCCAGUGGCCCACCAAUGAGUUUCGCUGAUAUAAUGUGGAGGAAUCAUUUUGCAGGGCGCAUGGGAAUAAAUUUCCAUCAUCCAGGAACAGAUAAUAUUAUGGCACUUAACACCAGGAGCUAUGGGCGGAGACGAGGUCGGUCUUCUCUCUUUCCCUUUGAAGAUGCCUUCCUGGACGACAGUCACGGCGACCAGUCCUUGUCAUCUGGCUUAAGUUCUCCCACUCGCUGUCAAAAUGGGGAACGAGUAGAACGCUACUCUAGAAAGGUGUUUGUUGGAGGCCUACCUCCUGAUAUCGAUGAAGAUGAGAUCACAGCCAGCUUUCGCAGGUUUGGACCUCUAGUCGUUGACUGGCCUCACAAAGCUGAAAGCAAGUCCUAUUUUCCUCCUAAAGGCUACGCCUUUCUGCUGUUCCAGGAGGAGAGCUCAGUACAAGCUUUGAUAGAUGCCUGCCUAGAAGAAGACGGGAAACUGUACUUGUGCGUGUCAAGCCCCACCAUCAAGGAUAAACCGGUGCAAAUUCGACCAUGGAACCUAAGUGACAGUGACUUUGUAAUGGAUGGUUCUCAGCCUUUGGACCCCAGAAAAACUAUCUUUGUUGGGGGAGUUCCACGACCCCUUCGAGCUGUUGAACUGGCCAUGAUCAUGGACCGUCUGUAUGGUGGUGUCUGCUACGCUGGCAUUGAUACAGACCCGGAGCUGAAGUACCCGAAAGGCGCCGGCCGCGUGGCGUUCUCCAAUCAGCAGAGCUACAUCGCAGCCAUCAGCGCUCGCUUUGUGCAGCUCCAACACAACGACAUUGACAAACGGGUGGAAGUGAAGCCAUAUGUGCUGGAUGAUCAGAUGUGUGAUGAGUGCCAGGGCACACGCUGUGGUGGGAAGUUUGCCCCGUUCUUCUGUGCCAACGUCACCUGUCUGCAGUAUUACUGCGAAUACUGCUGGGCGAGCAUCCACUCCCGCGCCGGGCGGGAGUUCCACAAACCGCUGGUGAAGGAGGGAGGCGACCGCCCUCGUCACGUCCCAUUCCGCUGGAGCUGAGCCGGGGGCAGACCCAGCCACAAGUACUGGAGUAGAUAACAGGAGGGAAAAGAGAGGACACUGCCUCAGGGCUUACAGUGUUCUGGAAAUCUGUGCAUUCGUUCUCGAUUUUUAAAGAAGAAAUGGGUCUUUUUAUUAUUAUUAUUAUUUACAGUCAUAUUACUGAACUCAAUGUCCAGUAUAAUGCAAAAUUGCAGAGUGUAUAAUGGUACUGAUUUGCACUUUGAUUCACACCUUUGUCGGCUUGGUACCUUAAUUUCUUACACCUGAUUUGUCACUCGUGACAGUACCUAGACUGCCAUUCUCAUCAGCGGCCAUCAGGUUGACGUCUGUGAUUUUUUUGUUUGUUGUUGUGUUGUUAUUCUGAUUGUUUUUGAACCGGAGCAUGCACUUAUUUUCAGAAACUUCGAGAGUUGCCCCUAGGAGAAGACGUACCAAAGGUGAUACUCGUGAGUAGGUGGCAGAUGUAGCAAACACUUCCCAACAAUUCAGCAACCAUUAGUUGGGGUCAUUUAGAGUAAGGAUUACCCUUAAUGAAAAUAAGCCUUUAGUUGCUCCCUAUUUUGACAUGUAAGGAUACCUCAUAAGCUGAAUCUUUAUUUUUACUUCAUGUUUGAUUUUUGUUUUGCUGAGGAUUUUGGUUAGAUCUUUUAGUGUUAUGUAAAUUUAUGCUGCAAUAGCUUUUGCUGCUAUUAAAAUGGUAUUAUUAAUACCAUAAUACUCUAUUCAGGCUAAGGUAUCAAUGAAAAAAAAAAAAAACCAACAACACACGUUUGUGAUUUAGGGAUAGAAUCAGCUGCCGAACGGAGAUCAGAAUAGACUUCAGAAAGCUUCAACGGAAGGUCACUAUUUCUGACUGCAUGUUUACUUAAUCAGGUUGCUGCAUGCAAUAAAUUUUAUAUCCAAUGUCUAGUAUAAAACCUUCCCACACUGCACAAAUUAAGAAUCUAUAUAAGCUAUAAAAUACUGAUUUUUUUUUAAAAAAAAAGAAUUUUUUUUUCAUUCAAAGAAUUGGUAAUUGACCGGAGGAAGGCAUGCCUCAAUAAAUGGAAUGCUUCUGAAAUUAGGAAGAGCCCAUAACAGAAUGACCUAUAUUACAACCAAUAUAAAACCUAGGUGUAGGAUAUUCUUAAAGCAAAUUUGUGGAUGGUAGAUGAAGUACUUUGCGGUGCUCUGUUAUAUAUUGUGCAAUUUAUUUUAUAUAGUAAAGUGAUUAUGUCUAACUGUGAUCAAACUUAACUGUUUAAAGCCUCUGUGUCAGACAUUAAUGAACUUGACAGUUCAUAACUGGUAUACUAUUAACUAACACAUGAGCUCUUAGUUACAAUCUCCUAGUGCUUGCACCAUUUUACAUAGCUUCAGACCUUGUCCAGAAAACCAAAGAGCUCAUCUUAGCUUACAAACACUAGGAAUAUAUACAGUAUAUAGAGAUAAGUUGUCAGAUUGACAAACUAGGCACAUUUUUUAAGAAAGUUGCGUGAUGGUGAUGCUAAAGAAAUGUCUGUACCAAAUCAGAUGGCCUGGGCAGGGUUGGUUGUCUGGGUGAGAAAUGAACUACUUAAUUCCCUGGAUUUAUCCUGUAAAGCUUGAAUAGAAUUCAGACCUGCUAGUACUACCAUGGACAUUUUCUUAGCAUUCACUCUUGGGCUGCAGAUAGUAAUAUAUAAACACACACAAUGAUUGUGAGACUAUGUAAAUCUUUUUUUUUUUAAUCUUCCUAUGUUUUGGAAUUCUGGGGACAAUCUGACUGGAUAUGACACUGCAGAAUAGAUUUAAAUCGCUGUGUUUUAUGUGCUGUGAUGUCCUUGUCCUGUCUUAAGUUAAUAUUGCUUGUUUUUGUUCUGAUUUGUUUUGUUUCUCCGUGUUUAGUUGCAAUUAUCAGCUCUCAAACUAUAGUUUGUUUUCAAAGAGGAAAAACAAAAUAGUUUUUUACUGGAUUAAAAAUGCUUAUUAGAAUUCUCCCCUUUUGAGGUUACCUCUGGGCUUUUUGGUAAUAAUUGCUUUUUUCCAGCCCAGCUGUGGUUUUCUGUUUGUUUGUUUUUUUCUAUGUUUGUGGUUUUUUUUCAUCUGUACAAGAAAUUUUGUUAUGCACUACUACUUUUUGUAUUCUAGACAGUUUUCAAAAGUUGGCUGAAGAUUUUUUGUUUGUUUGUUUUUAAGGAAAAAGGCAUGCUUUCUGACUGACAUGAUCUUUUGCAAUACCUCAAUUUUGAAAUAUAGGAGAGAAAAUGAUAUUUUCUAAGUAAGUUUAUUCAGAAAAAUAUAUAUUAAUUUAAUUCUGCAAGAAAAAUGAUUUAACAGAUGGGUAACUUUAUUUUUUUCAUGCUUAUUUGUGUUUUUUGAAAAUGAAGAAGUUAGAGCUUUAUAACUAUAAUAUUAAAGAUCAUAUCUAACCUACAGAAAUCUACCUAAUUAUGUGAAAGGAGCAAAACUUUUUGAAGAAGCACCCCUCUUUCAUGUACUAAAAUAACACUGAGAUUUAAGGAAAAAAAAAAAGCUGGAAGAUCGUACAGCAUUAAUGCUUAACGUGAAGGUGAAAUAACAUUGUCUAAGAACAGGUUACAAAAAAUAAACUCCAUUUGGUGCUGAACGUUGUGAAUAGAUGGUGGAAACUACUUUCCCUUAAUUUGUAUAUUUAUAAUCAAGCGUUGAUUGUGCACGACUGACCAGGAUUGUGAAAGAGUUCUUCUGUUUGUAUUUUUUUAAAGAGAACUUUUUUAGUUUAUUAAAUUAUAACAUGUUCCCUUUUGUUUUGUAAAUAAAUGUGCCCCCAAGUUGUUAAUGUUAUAUUAAAAGAGAGGGUCCUUCAAAAAAAAUUAUUUUUUAAAACACAGAGGUGUUCUGACCUGCAACUUGACUGGGAAGCCCCUGGGUAUCACAGGUCCUGUUGUGGCCUUUCCUUGACGUGACACUUGAACUAGUCGAUUUUUUGAAGGCUAUAACCUAACCUCGACUAUUUGUUGUUAUGUGCAAUACUGUUUGUACUGUUUGUAUAAAAAAUAGAAAAAAAAAAGAAAAGAAAAAAGGCAUAAAUCUUUAUUGCAGAUUUAUUUUCAUUGCAAACUUUAGACAUUGUGAUUCACUGAAAUCAUUUUUCUACUGUCAAAUAUGUACCUUUUCUUCAUGCUGGUAUUUUUUCAAUAGUAAUGUAGCCUUUGUACUGAGACAAAUUUUCAUUGUUAUUUUUAGAAAGAUUUUUUGCUAAGAAAAAAAUUAAACAUAUUUACAUAUUUUUCAUUUUAUUUCGUAUUUUCUUUAAGGAGUGCUUUCUCAAUCAUUAAUAGAGUUGUUUCUGGGAGGGACUUUCAUAUCUGGUCAAUGUCAUAAUAUUAUUUUGUAUUUUUACUUGGAAUAAAUUAAUUUUAUGAUGCUAAUUCUUUAAAAGUUUAUUUUUUUCAUUUUCAGUUAUUUUUGAAGCUAAAACCUUUGUAAUAUUGUUACUAAAGUGUCUAGUUUUUUGAAAUGCAAAGCUUUAUGUAUUAACUUGCUGAUGUGGUUUACAAUAGUGUGACAACAAUGAAAAUGGUUGGUUAUGUAAAGUGAUUGGAAAAUGUAAUGAACAAUUGGGUAAUAAAAUGACAGAAUGAGCAGAACAUGUGAGAUUUUGACAAGCCUUUUCCUUUAUUACAGUGGUUUAGUGUAAGAUUAGGGAUGUCACAGUACAGUUGUCUAGGGAUGUCACAGUGGAUUUAUACAACACCAGGUGCAGCCAAACCUGUGGCCUGAUCCUGAAGUCACCCCUAGUGAAAUACCACCAGGUGGAGCACCUGGCUAGGUCAACAGAAUGACUCAUUGCUUUUCCCCUCUAACUCUUCAUUAUGUCGUGUAUGUGUGUGUGUGUGUGUGUGUGUGUGUGUGUGUGUGUGUGUGUGUGUGUGUGUGUGUGUGAAUCUGCCACCAACUGCUGUCCUGUGAGGUCAACAGAAUGACUCAUUGCUUUUCCCCUCUAACUCUUCAUUAUGUCGUGUGUGUGUGUGUGUGUGUGUGUGUGAAUCUGCCACCAACUGCUGUCCUGUGAGAUGGUCUUCAUUAUGUCGUGUGUGUGUGUGUGUGUGUGUGUGUGUGUGUGUGAAUCUGCCACCAACUGCUGUCCUGUGAGAUGGUACCUUUCGCCCAGGCCAGAUCUUUUCCAUGCACUCCCAGCGGUGACGUCUGAGAGUGAAGGGAAGUUGCUGAGAGGACACCACCUCUGUGUCAUUAGACUGACUGCAUUGUCUCCCCUGAGUUAGCUCCCUGUACUUGGGUGUCCACCGAGGAAGCACUCUCAGACAUCACCACUGUGUAUGGACAGUCUCAGACUUCGUCUUCCUCCACCCCAUCCCAUCCCCACCUGCUCCCUGUUAUGGUGCCCCUUGUUUGUCCCUUAUUGUCCCUUAUUGUGGCAAUGCAUCUGGCAACACCCCAGCAUGAUCUCUCUGCCCUCCUGCCUUUCCAACACCCACCUCACUCUCCUGGAAGCUGUGCUGUUAAGGCAGCGUGUCAUUGUGAUGGCACCUAAAAUUAAAACGAAAAAACCCACAUAACUGCAAAACUGGUGUUGCGUAAACAGAACAUCCAAUGACUUGCUCUAGAUGGAUGAUGCGUUUCUACCAGUCCUUGAUGGCCUCUUCCAGUUUUGUUGCCACGGAGGCGAGGUUGUCAAUAACUCAGAGAAACGCGCGUCCAGAGGUAUGCUCUAUGUAUUCAGUUUUGUAAAUAAUAUAUAGAUUAGGUCAAGUUAUGAUGUAAAAUUUUAACUCAAAUUGGGUAUUACUGGUUGGAAUUUUACAUUAACUACAAAUAAGUGAUUAGGAACAGAAGAAAAGAAAUUGGAAAAUUCUUGCUUAGUGGUAUAAAGAUUAUGCUUAGAUUUCUGCUUAUAUCUUGUGUUUUAUAGCUUGUUAGUGAGGCAUGGGCUAAUGCAGAAUGUAUCGCAUUUAUGCAAUUAGCAAAUAACUGCUAGUUUUAAUUUUAUCUAUUCUAUUAGCAACAAAAUGGUAUUUAACUGGGUAAAGCUCCUAUCUAAAUAUUUGAGUAUUGUGACAUCUCUACUUGCAAGGUUUGAGUGAAAGAUUAGUCACAGAAUAGUGGGGGGAAAAAGUAUCUUUUUUGUUAAAACUGACUUAUUUGUAUGGAUUGUUGCUUUUUCACCAGUUUGUAUGGUAUGUCAGCUAACAUUCUGUUAUUUUUUUAAUAAUAACCAAACUUCUCUAUCUCAGCUGCAAUAGUGUUCCAUUUUACCACAGAGUAUUUUAUAAUUAAUGCUGUUGACUUUAUACCCCAAAAUGGGUCAAGAAGUGGAUAUGUGAUGUGGGGAUGUUUAAAUUUGUAUGACGAUGAAGUUAAUCGCAACAAGUAGAAAACUCGGGUGCUAAUACAGGAUAACUUCUGCUCUUUUUUCUCUUCUGGAUAUAGCUCUGUUGGGGUAUAAAGUAUUAGGUAUUUGUAUUUUUGCUGUCAAAAUAAUGGACAUAACUUUUAGAGUGUUCACAGCUAAGAUCUCUGUAUUUGUUUUUCAACUAACAACUAAUUUUAAAUGUAUUGUAUCUUUUAUUACCUGUUCUCUUAGAUUGUUUUUGCUAGUAACCUUUACUCAGCUUCUGCCUUUGGGGCUUGGACUAAUAUUGCUUGUAUGGAACUGCAGUACUGUGACUAAACAUGGAGCUCAAUGCAGCUAUUGCUUACAACUGCUUAAACUUUGUAGUUUGGACUUCAUUUUUUUUCUGUAAUAACAACUUAUUAAAUCUAGUUGUAUGAAGUA
This is a messenger RNA of Hipposideros armiger (great roundleaf bat), 8799 nucleotides long. RefSeq names its product cytoplasmic polyadenylation element binding protein 3 (gene CPEB3). The transcript has 11 exons. Gene Ontology annotation, cellular component: neuron projection; synapse; cytoplasm. NCBI's taxonomy places the organism in Eukaryota, Metazoa, Chordata, Mammalia, Chiroptera, Hipposideridae. The record is from RefSeq and is a predicted model, not a curated record. Gene Ontology annotation, molecular function: mRNA 3'-UTR binding; mRNA regulatory element binding translation repressor activity; translation factor activity, RNA binding. The coding region runs from base 906 to 3059 and encodes 717 amino acids. Gene Ontology annotation, biological process: negative regulation of cytoplasmic translation.